This is a messenger RNA of Daphnia magna, 10884 nucleotides long. It is a transcript of the gene Ufd4, whose product is annotated as E3 ubiquitin-protein ligase HECTD1. Gene Ontology annotation, molecular function: metal ion binding; ubiquitin protein ligase activity; protein binding. Gene Ontology annotation, biological process: protein K63-linked ubiquitination; proteasome-mediated ubiquitin-dependent protein catabolic process; anatomical structure development. Gene Ontology annotation, cellular component: nuclear speck. NCBI's taxonomy places the organism in Eukaryota, Metazoa, Arthropoda, Branchiopoda, Diplostraca, Daphniidae. The record is from RefSeq and is a predicted model, not a curated record.
CUGGUUUGCCCGUCGUUUCUGUGUGGACUGCUCAAUGCACUACGGCACCAUCCAGUUAUCAGAGAGCCAGGAGACACAGUCCUCGAAGUUAUUGUGUCGAAACGAAUAAAAAAGCUUUGGACGUGAAGUUUUAGUGAAGUUGUCCAUGGAGUAAAGGUGAAGUUAAAUAGUUGAAAUGGAGUGUAUCAAUUGACCUUAAAGAUUUUUCUCCCAUCUCUUAGUCUUCUCCCUGUGUGUGUGUGUGUAUGUGUGUGUGUGUGGGUUUCCCAAGGCCACUGCACAGUAUAUGUAUUAAGGGAAAAAGAUAUUUCUGAACUCGAUCCAAUUGUAUGAAAGACCUCGCGUGGUUUUGUUUCUCUUUGUGGGGGGUUGGCCCACUUUUCCCCCUUCAUUUGGACAACCACUUGUCUCACUAUCUCAAAGGAACCUGAAGAACAUCUUGAUCACAGGGUUUUCGGGGCCCGAAGAGUAACAGCGGAAGAACCAAAAAAGAAAAAAAGGAGGAGACAUUUUGUUGAUUUGUUUUUUGAUUGGGCGAACGAGAGAUGGCGGACGUCGAUCCUGAAACGCUUCUCGAAUGGCUAACGAUGGGGCUCGGCCAGGAAGAGCUGGCCGAAAGGGAUAUGCAGCUGGUGGCGUUGGAACAACUUUGCAUGCUUCUUCUUAUGUCGGACAAUGUCGACCGAUGUUUCGAAAGCUGUCCACCCCGGACGUUCCUGCCGGCCUUGUGCCGUAUACUCUUGGACAAAACGGCACCCGAUUCGGUGCUAGAAGUGACGGCCCGGGCCAUCACUUAUUACCUGGAUGUGUCAGCUGAAUGCACUCGGCGUGUUGUGGCCGUCGACGGAGCUGUCAAGGCUUUGUGUGGCCGGCUGGGCACAGCCGACCUCCAACAGCGCACUUCUCGUGAUUUGGCCGAGCAGUGCGUCAAGGUUAUGGAACUGAUUUGUACUCGAGAAGCUGGAGCCGUUUUUGAAGCCGGUGGAUUGCAAUGUGUUUUGUCUUUCAUCCGCGAUGCUGGAACUCUGGUUCACAAGGAUACUCUCCACUCUGCAAUGGUUGUCGUUUCGCGACUUUGCUCCAAAGUGGAACCCCACGAUCAAGGAUUGGCCGCUUGCGUCGAUGCCUUGUCCACUUUGCUACAACACGAAGACGGACACGUCGCAGAUGGCGCUCUCAGAUGUUUUGCCUCUCUGGCCGACCGUUUCACCCGACGUGGCAUCGAUCCGGGACCUUUAGCUGAUCACGGACUCGUCUCGGCCCUCCUUUUCCGUCUCUCUAAUGCAGCUGGAACGACGGCCUCAUCGUCACAACAAACAACCAAUUCCCCUGCUGCAGCAGGUACUGGAUCGGCUACUGCAUCAGCGACAUCUUCGAAUGCGGUGGAAACGGCUGGAACCAAUAAAUCGGCCACUUGCAGCUCGUCCAUUUCGACAGUCAUUAGCUUGUUGUCGACGUUGUGCCGCGGCUCACCUGGCAUCACGCACGAUUUGCUCCGUUCGGAACUACCGGACGCCAUCGAACGAGCAGUGAACGGCGAAGAGCGUUGCAUCCUCGACACGAUGAGGCUCGUCGAUCUGCUUCUCGUUCUCCUCUUUGAAGGACGCAAGGCUCUACCACGCAGCGGAGGAGGUGGACUUGCCAACCCUACCAACAGCUCGACAGCGCCCACAACGCCAGGAUCCACAAUCCGAGGUGGAAGCAGCGGUGGCAGCACAACCGGCUCCAUGUUGCGUCGAUUGGAUAGCGCAGGAGAACGGACGCAUCGACAGCUGAUCGACUGCAUCCGCAGCAAAGACACGGACGCGUUGAUAGACGCCAUCGAUUCCGGCGGCAUUGAAGUCAAUUUUAUGGACGAUGUGGGCCAAACUCUGCUCAAUUGGGCAUCCGCUUUCGGCACCCAGGAGAUGGUGGAAUUCCUUUGCGAACGUUGUGCCGACGUCAACAAGGGCCAGCGAUCUUCUUCGCUUCAUUACGCUGCUUGCUUUGGCCGGCCAGCCAUCGCCAAAGUUCUUUUGCGCUACGGAGCCAAUCCCGAUUUGCGCGAUGAAGAUGGCAAGACGCCAUUGGACAAAGCUCGCGAACGCAACGACGAAGGCCAUCGAGAAGUGGCCGCUAUUUUGCAAUCGCCAGGUGAAUGGAUGAUCACUCCUACGUCUUCAACACCACCCAAUCCGUCGUCCAUGGCGGAUGCUUCCGGCCAAUUCUCCACGUCGGGACAGCAGCGACGAGGAGACGCUUUGACUGCCGGCUCAACUUGCCUUUCAGAAGAUUCGUCGUCCAUUUUGUCGGAUGGAGGAACAACGUCGACGGAGCCAAAGGGCGAUCCGGACAUGGCGCCCGUGUAUCUGCGGCGUCUUUUGCCCGUCUUUUGCCACACCUUUCAAAGCAGCAUGAUCGCCAGCGUGCGCAAGGCCAGCCUGACAAUCAUCAAGAAAAUGGUUCACUACACCCAACCGGCGCUGCUGCAUUCGCUCUGCUCGCACGAAUCGAACGUCUUCAUUUCGACGCUGGUCGAGGUGGUAGCGGCCGUUCUAGACAAUGAAGAGGACGAAGACGGCCAUUUGGUGUGCAUGCACAUCAUUCAAGAUCUGAUGAACAAGUCGGCCGAUACUUUCCUCGAUCACUUUGCUCGUCUCGGUAUCUUUAGCAAAGUGCAAAUUCUGGCCAGUAGUGGCGGCGCCGAACUGCAACCUACUGACUCGGGCAAUGCGGUCCAGCCGCAGAAACCGCAAGGGGAAACAACCGCUCAAGUGGACGUGGUUAAGGAGUUGAUGGCCGGCCGGCCGUACCACUGGAGGGAUUGGUGCAUUGCUCGCGGUCGCGAUUGUCUCUACAUUUGGAGCGACGCUGCGGCUUUGGAACUCUCCAACGGCUCUAACGGAUGGUUCCGCUUCAUCUUGGAUGGCAAAUUGGCCACAAUGUACUCGUCCGGAAGCCCCGAAGGUGGGUCCGACAGCUCGGAGAAUCGAGGCGAGUUCCUCGACAAACUGCAACGCGUCCGGACUCAAAUCAAACCUGGAACAAUCAGUCAGGCCGUUUUCGCAGCCGGCGUGAAAUGCUCUGACGCCCUUCGCCUCACCGUAGGCAAUUGGUCCUUAUCUUCAAGCAAAGACGGAGAACUGGUCAUUCAGAAUUCCGACGGCCAACAGCAGGCGACCAUAUUGCGCGAAGAUUUGCCCGGUUUCUUAUUCGAAUCGAAUCGAGGCACCAAACACACGUUCACAGCCGAAACGGCCCUUGGUCCCGAAUUAGCGGCCGGUUGGGCGCCAGUUCAUUAUCUGAGCCCUGGCGGCAGACGCAGCGCCGGCGGUUCCGGUGGCGGACGAUCGGGGCUGGUUAGUGGCGGUCGCUUCCGUUCGUCGCAAGUGGAAGCCACCAAGCAAAAAGUGCGAGCUCAAGCCCAAGAGAUUUAUCAGCGCUAUUUCCAAGCAGCUCAGGCUCAGCCGAGAGGAGUCGUUGCCCGUCUAGCUGCCAUUGUCGUGCACAUUGAGCGCGGAUGCGCGGCUCAGGAGAACAACCGAGAACAGCAGCAACGCGAUCAUUCGGCUUCGCAAGGAAGCGCAGCGGGAGCGGGAGCUUGGCGUGACCUUCUCCGUUCAGCUCUUAACGAUUUUCGCUCCCUGUUGGAAGGCGAAGACACGAGCCUAUCGGCUUUUGAGUUGCAGUCCAGCGGCCUAGUCCAGGCCCUUCAUCGUCUCCUCUCGCCCGCCGGACUGGAUGACUACCUGCAAGGCACCCGACGGGGCAACCGGCUGCUGCGCCAGCGUGUGGCCAUUUUCCGCGAGUGUUUCCAGUCAGCCGAUUAUCUCUACCAAAACGGACCUAAAGGGCCGGCUACGUGCCUGGUCCGCAAAUUGGUCUCCGUUCUCGAAUCGAUCGAAAAACUGCCCGUCUACUUGUACGAUGCCGCUGGCGGAUCGACCAACGGCCUGCAGACGCUGACGCGACGUCUGCGUUUCCGUUUGGAGCGAAGUCCUGGCGAAACGGGUCUGACGGACCGAACGGGACGGGCAUUAAAGACCGAGCCACUCACCACCGUCGGCCAAUUAGAGAAAUAUCUGCUCAAGAUGGUAGCCAAGCAGUGGUACGAUUACGAACGUUCGUCGUUGGCGUUUGUCCGCAAAAUUCAGGCGGCCACAUCGGCAACGUCGGCUGGUCCGUCCGCCUCGCCGUUAACUUUCCGCCAUACGCGCGAUUUCGAUGAAGGCGGCGUCAUCUAUUGGCUGGGCACCAACGGUAAAACCGUGCCCGAUUGGGUCAAUCCUGCUCAGGUGGGCCUGGUUGUCGUGACAUGUUCUGAAGGACGCAAUUUGCCUUACGGCCAUUUGGAAGACAUUUUGUCACGCGAUAGCGCGGCUCUGAAUUGCCACACGAACGACGACAAACGCUCGUGGUUCGCGCUGGAUCUCGGCCUUCACCUUUUACCCACGGCCUACACUCUGCGACACGCCCGCGGAUACGGAAAAUCCGCCCUUCGUCACUGGCUCUUCCAAGUCUCAAAAGACGGACUGUCGUGGACAACUCUGUUCACUCACGUGGACGAUUGCUCGCUGAACGAGCCCGGCUCAACUGCCACGUGGCCGCUAGAGCCACCCAGUGGCGAAACGCAAGGGUGGAGACACGUUCGCAUCCAGCAGAUGGGCAAAAACGCUUCCGGCCAGACCCACUAUCUCAGCAUCAGCGGCUUGGAAUUGUACGGCACUGUGACGGGCGUAUGCCAAGAUUUGGGACGGGCAGCCCGAGAGGCCGAAGCCAAUUUGCGGAGACAACGGCGCAUGGUUCGUCAUCAGAUGCUGCGUCACCUGGUGCCAGGCGCUCGAGUUGUGCGCGGACUCGACUGGAAAUGGCGUGAUCAAGACGGAUCUACCACGACUGCGGCCACUGCCGGAGGUUCGGCCCAGCCAGCGGAAGGCACAGUGACGGGCGAAUUGCACAACGGCUGGAUUGACGUCACCUGGGAUCACGGCGGAUCUAAUUCGUAUCGCAUGGGCGCCGAAGGCAAAUAUGAUUUGAGAUUGGCUCCUUCCUACGAUCCGGAAGCGGCCCAACAACAGCAACAACAACAACAGACACCCGCCACGUCGGGCAAAACCCCGUCUUCUUCCUCCACCCUCAAGACAAUGAAUUUAGACAAGCCGUCCGCCACGGGUGUCAAAUCUUCGACACCCACUUCCAGCCUAACUAGCGUGGGAGCUGGAAGCGUUUUGGCCGGCAGCCGGAAGUCCAGCUCGACGCCCAGUUUGCCCGAAGCCACAGGAGUCGUCAAAUCCUCUGUAGCAUCAACUGAACAGGCUACGUCGGUCGAUAAUCUCUUGACAUCCGCAGCGGCUGCGUCUGCAGUCGCCGAUAGCGUUUUAAGUUUGGCCAGCGCCGAAGCUGGACUGGUCUCUUUCGAACGCGUCCGUGGCGACAGCACUGGCACCCAAAGCACCGACGACGAUGAAGCCACUUCGACGGCGGUCGCUGCGCUCGUAGGAGCCCUAAGCCUGAUGGACCCUACCGGAUCAUCGACGGAAGGCGGAACGGGCGAGUCUCAAGUAUCUGACAGUCACAGGAACGCCAAGAAUACCUAUUUGGCCGGCCAGUCAAAGACUGCCACUCAAUUAGCGGAUCAUAGUUUAUUGGCUUCGGUUAGUUCGACUAGUGGCGCUGCCUCACCGGCUGCUGCUGCUGCCGCCGCCGCCGCCGCCGCCGCCGCCGCCCUGGAUGGCAUGGUCGUUGACGAUUCGCUAAUGACCGACGUGACGGAAGAGAUGUUGGAAAUCAACGCGUUCGAUCUACUUCGCAGUCUGGAACGCCAGGCCAGUCAACUGCAAGCCGAAGCUGAAACAAUGGCGGCCGCUACGUCUGCCCUAUCCCGUGUGGAAGUAGCUGGACAGCAGCAACAACAAGGCGACGAUGAGCAAGACGACAUCUCGUCACCUCCCUCUCCUCCUCAAUCGGUCAAAGUGACUUCGGGUGCCGCUUCUGGCGUUCGCACUUCAGGUUCAAUGAGUGUCAGCGUCCCCAAUUUGACGACGUCGACAGAACCUGAACGAGAAGUGGGUGGCGGACCCACUCCGGCCGCUUUCCUCGAGAGUUUUGCCAAUGUUGCCCGAAGACGCCACCAAGCGGGUAAUGCCAACAGUGGAAGUGGUGGAGCUGCAGGUGGGGGGAGCACGUCUGGUUCAGCCGUAGAGUCGUCGAACGCCAAUCGAUGCAGCGGAUCGCACAGCAGCGGAGCUGGACCGAUGGCCACUGGUGGUCAUGGCGCAAGUGGAACCAAUGCUGCCAACGUCUCGUCUUCUUUAUCUUCAUCUUCUUCUUCGUCCAACGCCACAUCAUCGCUGCUUUUCCCUCGUGGCCCCAAUUCGGUUUCGAGCCUCGUCCGGCUGGCCCUUUCCUCCAAUUUCCCGGGUGGACUCCUCAGCACGGCCCAGAGCUACCCGAGUUUGAGCAACACGUUGAGCAGCCUCUCGUCGGUAGCCUCUCACGCUGUUUCCAUGGCCGGCGCAUCGUCCACCAACUUGCAUCACGGUCACGCUGGGGUCGGUCAAGGGCAUCAGCAGACGAGCGGCAGCCACGGCCUGAGCCAAGCCCUGUCGAUGAGCCUCACCGGGUCGAGUGACUCUGAACAAGUGAGUCUCGAAGAUUUCCUGGAGAGUUGCAGGGCGGGCACGUUGCUGGCCGAAUUAGAAGACGACGACGAGUUACCCGAACCAGACGAGGACGACAACGAAGACGACGACGAGAACGAAGAUGACGAAGAUUUCGAAGAAGUGACCGAAGAAGACGGAGACGGCGCCUCUCGCCACGUCACCGGCAACACCAAACGGCGCAGUUGGGAUGACGAAUUUGUCCUAAAACGGCAGUUUUCCGCUUUGAUUCCGGCGUUCGAUCCUCGACCAGGCCGCACUAAUGUUCACCAAACGUCCGAUUUGGAAAUUCCUCCACCUGGUGCCGCCGCCGCUGAAGGAGCGCAAGGAGCGGAAGCCAUUUUUUCUUCGUCCUCCUCCUCCUCCUCCUCCUCCUCCUCCUCCUCCUCCUCAUCGAUCAUGGCUUCUGGUCAGCCGCAGCCGCAGACGCAGCUUCAGUCGGAUGUGGAAGCUGAUGCAGAUUUGGUGCCUCAACCCAAGUUACAUCUGGUCUUGCGCGGCCCCGGUCUGCCCAAUAUCCCCGACGUUGAGAUCGAGUUGACAGACGGCGAUUGGACCGUCUUCAAAGCCGUGCAAAAGUUGAUCCAGUCGUCAGCGCUGGGCACGCGACAGGAGAAGUUGAGGCGCAUCUGGGAGCCGACCUACACGGUGGUCUACAAAGAGCUGAAGGACGAAGCCGGCGCCGUCGUAGUUGGCCCAUCUGCCGGACUGAGCGACGCCAACAGCAUCGGCCAGCGUCGUCUUAUGGAUGACGAAUUGUUUUUGCCCGAUUUCGACGUCAACACGCAAACGAGCAAUACGGUGGGAUCGUGCAGCGUCGGAGACGUCCUCCUCCUGUUGCGGCAACUCUACAUUCUGAGCAGCCGGCCUCCAGGGCCAGGCGAACAGUUGGACGUGGAACAACAGCAGCUGCAGCAUCUGCAGCAUCAGUCUCACCACAGCGCCACCAUCUAUAUUCCGCUGGAAGAGUUUAGCAGCAAGAAAGUGACCAACAAGUUGACGCAACAGCUGUCCGACCCGUUGGUCGUUUCCGCUGGCGCUCUGCCGGCCUGGUGCGAACAGCUGUUGACCGUUUGCCCGAUGUUGGUGCCUUUUGAGACCCGUCAAAUGUACUUCCAAGCCACGGCUUUUGGAACUUCUCGUUCUAUCGUUUGGCUUCAGAGCCAGCGCGAUUCGGCGGUCGAGAGGCAAAGAAAUACGGGAGCCGUUCCGCGACGGGAUGAUCCACACGAGUUCCGCGUCGGCCGACUGAAACACGAGCGGGUGCGCGUUCCACGAGGCGAACGUUUGCUCGAUUGGGCUCAGCAAGUGAUGAAGGUUCACGCCGACCGCAAGGCCAUUUUAGAGGUGGAAUUCCAGGAUGAAGAAGGCACCGGACUCGGCCCGUCUCUGGAAUUUUACGCGCUCGUGGCGGCCGAGAGUCAACGACGGGAUUUGGCGCUGUGGAUCUGCGACGACGAAGACGACGAGGUGACAGCCGCUGAAACGGCUGCGUCUGUGGCCGAUUCCGGAGUCAAACCGCCGGGCUAUUACGUUGUUCGGCCGUCUGGCCUCUUUCCGGCGCCUCUGCCACAAGACUCGCCCAUCUGUGAUCGCGCCGAGCAGCUUUAUUGGUUUUUAGGAGUCUUCCUGGCCAAGGCGCUCCAGGACGGCCGCCUUGUCGAUUUGCCCCUUUCGACUCCCUUCCUUAAAUUAUUGUGCCAGGGCGACGUGUCCUGCCCGGCCCAGCAGCCCGUCUUUGUCAACAGCGACAGCAAACGCAGUAAAACUAACUACCGGGCUGGAUCUCACCCUCCGCCACAACAGCCUCCACCACCUCCUGCUUCCGUUCCAUCGUCUCAGCAGCAGCAGCAGCAACAGACAGCAACAGCAACAAAGCAACAGCAACAGCAACAACACCAACAGCAACAGCACCAACAGCAACAGGACGUGGAAGACCCGAUGACUUCGUCCGUCUUCUCACAGGAUGGAGACGUUUUGGGCGGCAAUGGCAAGACGCUCACCGGAAGCAACAGCCCUCGCGAUCCGUCCCUCCCCUGGUUCUCCGGUUUCCUCUCGCACGAAGAUCUGGCCAUCGUUGAUCCGACUCGAGGCCGGUUCCUUCUACAAUUGCGAGCCUUGGCCACGCGACGUCGCCAAAUCCUGACGGACCCGACGCUCAGCCACGAGGAUCGAUGCCGUCAGGCGGACAAUUUGGCUUUGGCUCAGCCCAAUCUCUUGAACAGCAGCAAUUCAACGACGACAGUGUCGAGCGUGUCGAGCCAAACUCAUAGCAACAUGUCGCAGAGCCAAAAACCGGCCACCAUUGUGCCACCGCAAUCGCAAAAGAUUCAAAGCGCCGCCCAAGGACAAGGCGGCGGCGUCCGCCUCGAAGAUCUGGCGUUGACUUUCCAGUUUGCCCCGUCGUCCAGAGUUUUUGGAUUCACCGAUGUGGAACUGCGCUCCGGUGGUGCCGAUUUCGAGGUAACGCUGGACAAUGUGGAAGACUAUGUCGAGCUGAUGGCCGAGUUUUGCCUGGAACGCGGCAUCCGCCGCCAGAUGGAAGCGUUGCGUCAAGGCUUUGACCGCGUUUUCCCCAUGUCGCGUCUAGCCGGCUUUAGCCCGUCUGAGUUGCGAUUGCUUCUCUGCGGCGACCAGAGUCCCAGCUGGACGCGCGAAGAUAUCCUCAAUUACACGGAGCCGAAAUUGGGCUACACUCGCGACAGCCCUGGCUUCCAGCGAUUCGUCAACGUGCUGACGGGCAUGAACGCGGAAGAGCGCAAAGCCUUCCUCCAGUUCACGACGGGCUGUUCUUCUCUUCCACCUGGUGGGUUAGCCAACCUCUACCCACGAUUGACCGUCGUCCGCAAAGUGGACGGUGUCAGUGAUCGAAGUGGAUGCGUCAACGGCAGCUAUCCGUCCGUCAACACGUGCGUCCAUUAUCUCAAGCUACCCGAAUACGACUCUGAGGAGAUUUUACGCGAACGGCUACUUGCCGCUACCCGUGAAAAGGGUUUCCACCUCAAUUGAAAAAUUUUGCCUAUUUUGUUUACGAACAGUGUUGGUGGGAUUUUCUUUUUUUUUUUUUUUUUUUUUUGGUUUGUCUUCAUUUUCUCGUUGGAGUUUGACUUUUGUCACCAAUUUCACCGUUUUUUUUUUCCCCUUUCUUUUUCUCCCCCACACACAUCCGAUGUGAAAAACCAAAGUUUCGAAUUUAGAGCUGACGAGAGAGAAAGAGAGAAAAACAAAAGAAUGGAAUUCAUCACAAGCUGAAUAGAAGAAAACCAUUUGUAUAAACAAAUCCGUAAAGAAGAAAAAAGAAAAUGAUCGAGGUAGUCGCCUAUUUGUUUGUUUCUACUAUCCUCCCCGUACCAUGUCGUGUCACGCGAAGUGAAUCUUCUCUUUUUAUUUGGCUUGUUUCCUAACGGCAGGAUGUAAACAGAGAAAAAGAAAAAAAAAAUUGUCAUUCAACGACUCCACCUCCUUGUUGUCUUUGCCUCUUACCCAUGUAAUCCACUGAUACAUUUAGGGCCUACCCCCAACGGCCAAUCUUCUUUAUUCUGCUUUUGACCUGUCGCCUAGAUCUAAUCUUGCUUCUCGGUAACGAAGAGUAGAAGAUUUUCAUGUAGUCUUUUAGUGUUCUACGCGAUCGCUCCAUGGUAUCGGUUUCAACCACACGUUUUGACUGUGGACUAGGAAGCAACAAAAAAAGAAGAAAAAAACAAACAAAACAAAUAAAGAAAUCAAGUCGGUAGUAAUUCAUUUGUAGGACAUCCAACACACAAGGCCGCUUAUUUUCGGCAUACCAAUGUGCGUCGAUGUCUUUAUUUUGUGUGGAGCUCGGUGGUUUUGGUGAAACAUUUUUUUUCCCCAUUUAUUUUGGAUUUUUUUCUUUUCUUUAUACAUAUAUAUAUUUUUUUUUUAUUGAUCCACCAGCUGCCACUCCACACCAACCACCCUCCUUCUACUGUUGCACUUUCAUUUAGCCAUCGUUUUCUUUUGUGAAAUGAACACGCAUCUUUAUAAUAAAAUUGAUUGUGCCCCUCCCUCAUCGCCCCCAUUAAUCUCUCGCAUUGAUCAUGGUUCAGUUUGUUUAUUUUUCCUCCUUUAUCUCUCUAUCUCUCCAAAGAACUAUCGGGAUUUGUCUAAUUUUUUUUUUUUUUUUUUUUUCAAUAUAUUCUCCUCAUUAUCCAUGUUUGUCAUGCCAGAUUAACUCUUGCACAUGGUGUAGUACUACUACUUUAAUCAAGUAUACGUUUCAACGAUA